GUAAUCGAAGCGUAUGCUUGUCGUUGGUAAUUUCGGCUUCCAAUAAUUGGAAUCCAAUUGCAAUUCUGCCCGGGAUGUGCCCCUCGGAAAUGACAGAUAUAAUUGAAUAUGCACCCAAUGCAACGCCACGUGCAGAGGAAGAAGAAAUAACAGAAACCCCACGCAUAAUUUAUGUGUGCAGCUUGUGUUUGCGCCAGUAUGAUCUUCUGGAGGAUUUGCGUGGCCAUAUGAUGUUUUACCACGGCUAUCAGCCCAUAACACAAACAAAGGCACGAAGCAAUGCCAAUGCUGCUAAAGAACUGAAGAAAAAGUCGGAAAACGAUUCCAUCUUGCCGGAACCACGAUUUUCGCAUGUGGUAACAGUUGCGCCUGCAGAAUCUCGGCCUGAGCUGCGUCCCAUGCCCUUCAAGGACUUUCGCAUACUUCUGCGUGCUCAUAUGAAGUUGCCGUGUUCCGUGACCACCAAUUGCGCCUAUAAGCUGCAGGAUUCUACCAAAUUGGCUCUGCAUGCCAAGUGCCAUAAGAAUACCAGUUUCAGCUGCUGCGAAUGUGGUCUAGAUCAGCCGAAUUGGCGGCGAUGCUCGGCGCAUUUGUGGAAGACACAUAAAAUCGACGUAGACCUCUUGCAAUGUCCUGUCUGUGAUUACAAAUCGCCAGUGUCGGUGUUGGUAUGGCGUCACAUGCGUGUGCACAAGAAGUGGCGAGCACGUGUGCUUCGUUCUUUGCGCGCUGUGCAGCGACGAAGAGCCGAGAAUGCCAAUAAAGUUGGCGCAUCGGGUGUAGAGCCUUCGAAUGUCGCAGCACCUGUGACAACAGCAGCCAAUAAAAACAAAUACUAUGCGGAGAAGACCUGCGAGAUUUGCAAUCGGAAGUUUGUCAAUGGCAAGACCCUUUCCAAGCACGUUAAGACAGUGCACAACAAAAUUAAGCCAUUUAUAUGCAAUGUGUGCGGAAAAAAGACGGCGCGCAAGGCCAGUUUGAUUAUACACAUGCGACAGCACACUGGCGAGAAACCCUUGCAAUGUGAGCAGUGUAAGUUUUCGACCCGUGAUCCUAGUGUCCUGCACAAGCAUCGGCAGCGUCACAAACCAGAGCAGGACACGCUAAAAUGUCGGGAGUGCGACUAUACCUGCAUCCAGGCAAAUGCAUUCAAGCGUCACAUGCGCCAGAAUCAUGCGGCUGCGUAUCGAGACAUGUGCUGUGAUAUGUGCAGCUUCACAUCCAUAAAUACAGCCACAUUGUUGGCCCACAAGGAGGAUCAUCGCAAGGGUCUGAUAACAAAUUGUGAGGAUUCAAUGGAUGCGACGCGGGCAACAAACUUUAAAUAUCCGCGCAAGCUAAAUGACAAAGGCAACGAGAUGUCGGUGGACUGUUUUAUGCCGCUGGAGAGUAUCGAUUCUCUGCCGCACGAACCGGCUGUAGAUACAGGCGGGGUUACAAUACCUGCGCCAUCGGAAGACACACAAUUUCCAACAUAUUUAAGCAACUAACUUUGAGUUGUCGUUUACCUACUUUAUCGUCAUCGCCCCAAGAUCAAGAUUAAUAAUAAUUAGCAAAAAACCCAUACUGAUAAAGCUGGAGAGCUGAAUUUUGCACGAAAUUGUCUAACACUAUGGAUACUACUAACUAUUUAUCUACAGUUUGUGUAUUGCGUGGAAAAUAAGGUAUGCCAUAACCACGAACUAUUCAAAAUUAUAUUCUUUAUUCGAAAGGAAAUUUCUUGAGUAGUUAUGGGCAUUGAGAAAUGUGUAGGUGUCGUAUACUAUUCGUCAUGAAUAUUUUUAAUGCUAGUAGUAAUUAUAAUACAAUAAUAGAGUAAAUUAUAAUCAAAUAUUUAUAUACAUAUAUAAAAUAAUAAAUACUUAUAAGUUAUAGAGGCAAGUGCAAGUGAGGUUCACUAAGCACUUCAAAUACUAACAUUUAGCAAUAAAUUGCCUUAAUCAUGA
Scaptodrosophila lebanonensis is the source of this 1946-nucleotide messenger RNA. Its product is annotated as zinc finger protein 559. The coding region runs from base 75 to 1490 and encodes 471 amino acids. Lineage: Eukaryota; Metazoa; Arthropoda; Insecta; Diptera; Drosophilidae. Gene Ontology annotation, molecular function: chromatin insulator sequence binding. Gene Ontology annotation, biological process: regulation of transcription by RNA polymerase II. Gene Ontology annotation, cellular component: chromosome. The record is from RefSeq and is a predicted model, not a curated record. The transcript has 4 exons.